CGAAAGAUAAAAGCACAGGCGCAAAUAAUAUAAAUAAAAAAAAGUAAAAAAGUAAAAAACAAAACAUAAAAAGAAAGUUAGUUUUACAACUACAUUCUUCCUUUUUUCAAGAUGAACAAUAGCAUUUAAAACUCUCAAGCGAAUAGCAGCACUUAAAAUACCGUUAGCAAUCUCUUCUAAGUAGAGAGCAUUCCCAUACUUCGCUCAGCUGAUUUAAAUACAUGCUUUUCAAAGGGAUUUUCAACUUCUUUUAAGCCUGUAUCUCCUUUAAAUAGCACUGGCAGUAAUAUCAUAAAACCUGUAGCAGUUAAGAGAACUUCCUCAUAAGCAUCAACACCUCUUGCUGGUUUAUAGAAUUUAUUAUCGUUCUCAAGUUUAUUGAACAACACUUCUAAGAAAACAGAUUUGUAAUAGACUACUUAAGAUUAUGAAAAAGAAAAUAUGUCAAAUGCAACUUUAUCAUAUUAACUUAUGAAAGAAUUAUAGCAUUAAUUGCAAUUAGAGCUGUCAUAGCAAUCGUAGAGCACACCUCUUUCUUCUUCAACAAUAGGAAAUUAAAUGAAUGAAUAAUCUAUUGCUUCUAAUUCUUCACCAUUAUUCUAAUUUUUUUCUUAAACUGAGUGCAAUAACAAUCAAAACUUACUAUCUGGAGCUACAAAUUUUAAUAAUUAGUUGUUAAACAAGAAUAGUCCAUGUCUUUAAGCUGCUUAGAAACCAAUCGCAGAAGAGUAGGAAGAAGCUACCUCUCCUUGUGUAGUAAAAAAGAGAAAAGUUCAAAAGAAAUCAUAGGUUAGCUCCUAAAAUCUAAAUGAAUAAAAAACAGAAGAAAUGGAAUCAGAGUGCUCUAAUGAUUAAAAUAAAUCUCAAAUAUCAGCUUCAUUAGUUAAUUUACAGCAAGAAUAAGUCGAAGAAGUAAAAAUAAUUCAAAAAAAAUCUAAAGUCGAAGGUAAAAAGCGCUAAAAGAAAAGCAAAAAGAGCUCAUAAUCAUUAGAAGAAUAGUAAAGCAAUCAAAUAGAUUUUAAUAAAAGUGAUUCUCAAAAGGAAAGUCUUACAGAUACCAAUUAAGAAGAUUCAAAUAAAAAAGGUGAUUCUCCACUUCCUUCAUAACAGGAAGUUAACAAUCAAAAGGAGGAUCAAUCUAAUGAGAACUAAUCAGACGAAGAAGAAGGUGAUGAUGAUGAGGAAGAUAUGGAGUAAUAAUCAGCUGAAGGAAAGCCCCAUAAAUAAUCUUUAAGUCAGUAAUAAUAAAAACUCCUCAUGUAAAUAGGAGAAAAUUAAGGUAAUGGCUCAAAUAAGAAGACUAGAAUUUGUAAUUGUAAGAAGACAAAAUGCUUGAAGUUAUACUGCGAUUGCUUUGCAGCUGGUGAAUUUUGUGGAGCUGAGUGUAACUGCUGUGAAUGCAGCAAUACUGUUGCAAAUAAAGAAGCUAGAAAUAAAAUAGUUGAGGGGCUUUUAGAAAAAAAUCCUUUUGCCUUCAAUGUUAAAGAUAUUGAAAUUGAAGAGCCUUCCUAACUAAGCCUCAAAGCAUAAAAGAAAUUAGCUUCUAAAAAAGGCUGUAAUUGCCGCAGAUCUGGAUGCCUAAAGAAAUAUUGUCAAUGCUAUUAAGAUGGGUUAUAAUGCGGCGAGCAUUGCAAGUGCAAUGGUUGUGAAAAUUGCGAGAAGCCUGCUAAAAAGCUCUUCCUUGCUGAGUAAAACUCAUUAUCACUCUAAUCACAAAAUAGUACUCCAAACAACAAUAAUAAUACUAAUUCUUUUAAUACAUAAUCUUUAUUAAUUAAUAAUAAUUUAAGUCUGAGUAAAUAGAACUCUCUUAAUUUCAAUGAAAACUAAAACAAAUAAUUUUAGGCAUCUGUCCAAUAUAAUAAUUAAUUAAAUACCCAAUAAAACACCUCCAAACUCAAUAAAGCUAAUAAUAAUUUCCUACUCAACUAGGUUAAUACUACCUUUAACAAUAAUAAUUAUAGUAAUAAUAAUAAUAAUAAUAACAACAACAAUAAAAGUUCCAGCAACAACCAACAUAAUUUAUUAGAUGAAAGCGCUCAAUAGCUUGUAUUGACUUAAAUUUUAAGCAGCAUGGUUGCCUAAUAAACUUCGAUACUUAAUAACCCUUUAAUAUAAUUAGCCACUCUGUAGGCAUCAUUAUAGUCAGUUUUAAUGCCCUAGCAAUAGCAAUAAACCCAAUAAAAUAGUUUUGAAUCAUCAAUAGAAUCACUUUUAUUGUAGGCAGCAGCUGUUGCAGCUUCAAAUUCUCUCAAAGACACUUCCAAGCUGAAUAAAAAAUAUGAGUGA
Tetrahymena thermophila SB210 is the source of this 2289-nucleotide messenger RNA. Its product is annotated as tesmin TSO1-like CXC domain protein. The record is from RefSeq and is a predicted model, not a curated record. Gene Ontology annotation, cellular component: nucleus. Lineage: Eukaryota; Ciliophora; Oligohymenophorea; Hymenostomatida; Tetrahymenidae. Gene Ontology annotation, biological process: regulation of DNA-templated transcription. The transcript has 2 exons.